Molecule: messenger RNA, 2558 nt
Organism: Stegostoma tigrinum
Lineage: Eukaryota; Metazoa; Chordata; Chondrichthyes; Orectolobiformes; Stegostomatidae
Product: transforming growth factor beta activator LRRC33-like
Exons: 3
Coding region: 275-2326 (683 amino acids)
Cellular component (GO): plasma membrane
Molecular function (GO): protein binding
Source: RefSeq, a predicted model, not a curated record
AGAGCACAGUGGAAUAUGAUGGUCAAACUGAAAACCUCGUAACCAUUGCCCACAGGGGGCGGGUGUGUACACGCCACAUUACAGAGGCACAAAAAACAGGAACAGUGUGCACAGACAUCCCCGUGGGCAGCAUGAGAGACGGACGUGGGAUACAGUUCUUCGGGAUUGUGCUGGAGGGGGAACAGAGUCUGUUGAGGGCCCUUCUGUCGAGGCAGUGUGUGCUCUGCGAAUAGGCAGGCUCAGCUCCAGGAGGCAGAAAGAGGAAGGUGUAAGAAUGGAACUCAGAAUCUGGUCGAUGUCGCUCACUCUCACAGCUCUCCUGAUGCUUGCUGGAGCGAGUUUGGUGAGGUCUCUGGGGAACUGCACCGUGGUUGACAUGGUGGCAUUCUGUAAGGAACGCAGGUUUAAACAUGUGCCAGAAGGUCUGCCCAUAAAAACCAAAGAGCUCCUUCUCAAUGGAAAUGGAAUUAAAGCAAUACACAAUAAUUCACUGUCUGCAUACAGGCAUCUGCACACACUGGACCUGAGUGGGAAUCAGCUUGAACUCAUUGAACCUGCAGCCUUCUCCCACAAUAAGGACCUACAAAAUUUAAACCUAAUGAACAACCGGAUUGAUAUAAACUACACAAAGACGCGACUGGCACUAAGAAACCUCUCAGCUUUAACUCGCCUGGAUUUAUCUGGGAAUAGACUCAGCGAAGUUGCAGUGAGCGAUAUUGUACAAAAUCUGACCACACUGGAAUACCUAUCUCUGGCCAGAAAUUUCAUCAUGAGAUUGGAACCAAGCACACUGGAGGGCCUUGCCCAACUUCGAGAAUUAAACCUGGAGAGCAAUUAUAUCUAUGAAAUUGAAGGUGGGACGUUUGAAGGUUUGAAAAGCCUAACCAGGUUGAACCUUGCCCACAACCACAUCCCAUGCAUUGUAGAUUUCAGCUUGUACCAAGUGAAAACAUUAAAUAUCACUCACAAUGUGGUGGAACUGUUUUUAGCCAGAGAGAGUGAGACUGAAUUCCAACUGGAAACUCUAGACCUGUCCAAUAACAAACUGCUGUUUUUCCCACUCCUACCCAAACACAGUAAGCUCAAAUUUCUAUUGCUGGCAGACAAUGAGAUGAAUUUUUACAACGACCUGGCGAAUGACUCAUCUUCUGAGGUCCAGUUCAUCCAAAUAGUUGGAAAUGUGACCAACAUUACUUCCAUAAAUCUAUGGGACGAGGUAAUUUCCAUAAAUUUGCCUGAACUGCAGUUGCUGGAUAUGAGCCGGAAUUCGGUUCGAUAUCUCCCUCCCGGAUUUCUCCGAGGAAUAACCUCACUGUCAGCUCUACUACUCGACCAGAACUGUUUAAGGACCUUCUCUCUAACAGAGCAAGAUUCUCUCCUCUUUCUUCAGGCGAUCGAUCUCAGUCAUAACCAGUUGUCCCAGUUAAAUUUCAAUAUCAGCAGGCUUUGGAACCUAAACUAUUUCAACCUCAGCUUCAACAAUUUGGAAUCAGUGCCAUCAGAUCUUUUUACAAAGAUGCCUUGGAUUACAACUUUAGACCUCAGUCACAACAAGAUCUCUGUUUGUGACUACCCUUUAGGAAAUAGGAGAAGGACUUCUGGCAGAGGCUGUGCUGCGUUGGCCCAGCUCAAAUCGUUGAGGCAACUUUAUCUGUCUGACUGUGAUUUGGCCACACUACCUGCCAAUGCUUUUGUUGGCUCACCCUUAACCCAUUUGGAUUUAUCAUCCAAUGCUGGAAUCCGAUUGGAGGUGAGCACGUUUCGAGCUGUGGCCAAGUCUUUGCAAUCCUUAUCUCUGAGGAACAAUGGAUUAGACUCGGACCAAAUAGGUUCUGGGUUGCAAGUGACUUUCAGCGAUCUGAAGACUUUGGACUUGUCUGAAAAUUCCAUAACGAGUCUUCAUCCCAUCCUCAAAACCCUUCCCCUAAGAUUGCUGGACCUACGGAAGAACAGACUGUCUGUGCUUCAACAGGAUGCUCUUCAGAGCCUGUUGGAAAGUCUUCAAACUCUGUACUUGAGUGGCAAUUCCUUUGAUUGUUGCCAGUUGAAAUGGUGGACCUUCCUAGUCAAUGCCGAGUCAUUGACCAUUCCUGACAGAUCCUUAGUCACUUGCAACACGUCUUUCAGACUGGAGCACAUCGAUAGGAUUUCCCAGUCUACCAAAGCUAACUGCAAAUUUGAUAACACUGUUUUAAAGUAUUUCUUGUUGUUGCUGCCCACAAUUCUGUGCAUCCUCACUGUCUGUGUAAUGGUUCUACUCUCUUUGAGUUCCAAGUUGUUGCCCAAGUAUGUGAAAGCCAAAUGUGGGUCGGGGGCUGAAUAUUAGUCAGGAUCUGUGCCAGCUCAAGGAGCCCAUUGCGGACACUGACAAUGCGUUGGGAAACUGCAUGUCAUGCUGCUAACAUGGGGAGUGGUGCCUACUGCCUCCCCGGGUGCAGCCACGCCAAGGUGGGGCACCGCCUGCGGAUUUGGCAACGGUCACACUGUGGUGUGUGAACACUGCGCUCGAGUGUAAGCACUAAUAAUUGGAAAGGUAAUAAAAUGUGAGGCUGGAUGAA